Molecule: messenger RNA, 1977 nt
Organism: Habropoda laboriosa
Lineage: Eukaryota; Metazoa; Arthropoda; Insecta; Hymenoptera; Apidae
Product: intraflagellar transport protein 81 homolog
Exons: 13
Coding region: 43-1977 (644 amino acids)
Biological process (GO): cilium assembly; intraciliary transport
Cellular component (GO): centrosome; cilium; intraciliary transport particle B
Molecular function (GO): tubulin binding
Source: RefSeq, a predicted model, not a curated record
CAAUCAGGCUAGCACAAAAAUAAGAAAAGAAAAUUAACAGCUAUGAAGGAGAACACCAAGUUUAUUGUGGCAGAAAUAAACAAGCUGUUAGGUCAUAAUUACAAUGUAAUUUAUUUUAAUUCUUUGAGGCCAGAGGAGUUGUUGCAAGUGUUGAAAGAAGUGUUAAUGAAGAUUCAGGAACAGAGUGACACUAGUAUUGAUACAAAAAAUGUAACCCCUGAGGAGACCUCGAUUUAUAUCCUUUCUGUUCUUCGUGUGCUUCAUUACCACCCUCAGGUAGAUCCUGCAAGCUUUAGACAAGGUCUGAUUCGAGGAGAUCCUGAUACCAUUCAUCCUAUUUUGACAUGGCUUCUGUCCCAUGCAGAUACUGUUCAAAAGAGGGUUUAUUUGUCUCGUUUCCUAGUGAAGGUGGAAGUUCCUGGCGUAUAUUUGAGCGAUCCGGAGGUCUCCUCUUUGUACGAACAAUACACAGCUCUAAUCGAUAGAUUUAAAGUGGUGCACAAGGAAAGAGAGAUAGGGAGAAAGAAUUUCGAGAACGCCAGUGAACUUACUGCAGAUUUGAAAACGAUGGAGAAAGAGAAAGAAGCGGUGACGAUACGUAUUGAGAAAAUGAGAGCCAAAGCGGAAGUAGGGAUUCACUUGUUGGACGCUGCUCAUGCAUUGCGCAUAGAAAAAGACAAAGAACGCGAUCUCGUAUUGCAAGAGGAGCAAGAAAAAGAAAUAACAUCUAGAUUAGAAACUUCUUUACAAAGAUUAGAAAAAGAGCUACAAAUUUUAAAAAAAGAUGAAAAUGAAGUUACUGUACAGACAUUGUUGCAACAUUUGUACGAAGUGAUAACUGUUCAAACGAUAAUGACCAAUGAAAACUUGCCAGCCGGGAUACACGAGAAAAAAAGCCGCAUGAAAGCGCUGAACGCUGUGAAGCAAUAUUCUUAUUUAGGUCCUGAACAGAUAAACGCUCUAAGAAAUAAAUUGGACGCCGUAGCUAAGGAGAUUCAAAAUUUGGUGGAGUCCAAAAUCUCUAAGAGUAAUAUUGAUAAAAUCGAACCGUUCAGACAGCAAGCAGCUGCUGUGGCGAAUAUCAAGAGAAAUGUGCUGGAAAAAUUGGAAAAGUCGGAGAAUUCUUUGCAAGAAUUGCUGUUAAAACUGAAAGUGAAACAAGAAUUAUCAAAAUUGGUAGUAGAGGAUGUGAUUCCUAAGGGGGAGGAAUUGAAGAAGUACAUAAAUCGUUUAAAAACUAGAGGUACACUCUAUAAACAUUGUAAAGCUGAAUUGGCAUGGCUUAAUGCAGAGAACAGUGUGCUUCAUCGAACGACCGCCAUUUUGGAAGAUCAGUUUAAUCAGUGUAACCAGGCACGAGAGAUAUUAAAGACUGUGAAGAAGAAUACUUCGGAUAAUUUCUCGGCGGAAAAUGCAUCUUCGAUCAAUCUUCAAUUAUGUCGAGAUAUAUCUACUUUUCGAACGAGAUUGAUCCCAUUAAUAAAUGAAAUUCAAAUGUUGAGAGAGAAGCACCGUGAAUUCGAAAGUGAGCAGGAAAAAGCAAAAAAAGUGCAGAUUGAAGUAGAAUCUAGCAUGAGUGUCUCUAUUAACGAUUUGCAGUCUGAACUUGAGGACAGAAAAGCAAAACUAGUAAAGGAAACUGAAGGAAAGGAGAAGCUAGAGAAAUCUAUAACUAAAAUGAAGACUAUGGAAGAGAGAAUAAAACGUGAUAAGGAGGAUCCUUCAGUAUCUGACCCCGGAAAAAGCAUCAAAGAAGAAUUAAAUUCUACUAUCCAAGCUGAAGAAGCCAAGAUUAAAAGUUUGAUGCUGGAAAAGGAGCAUUUAAAGGAUACUGUCAUAUCAAAGGAAAAGCAAAUGCAAAUGUGGAACGAUGUAUUAUCAGUGUUUGAACGUAAAAUGAAAUGUGCAGAAGAAAACAAACAGUCCAAUGGCAUAGUUGUACGACGAGGAGGAGCAGAAACCUUGGUUUUACAAUAG